ACUCGUGUUCAUACCCACCACCUCGAGCGCAGCCUGCACGCACACCUUACCUCACUUCACCUCACCUCAUCACCCGCAUCACCCCGUUCCCUUCCCGCUAGCGCCUCACCACCAUGUCGUCGAAGCCGAUUCGCGAGCUCGACGCCAAGUUGCUCGUCAACUACUGGCUGCCUCGCUCCCCGGCUGCUCACCCUUCCAUCGAGGCUUCGUCGUCCUUUGUCGCACCGGCGCCCAAGGUCGCUCAAGUUGCCUGGGAUGCGGCAACCAACACCAUCACCGGCGAUGAGUCGAUGCCCUCGUGGGUCAAGACGACCAAGCUCGUCGCCAAGCCUGACCAGCUCAUCAAGAGGAGAGGAAAGGCCGGCCUCCUCAAGCUCAAUGCUGAUUGGGAGGAUGCAAAGCAGUGGAUCGUCGAGCGAGCAGGGAAGCCCCAGAAGGUCGAGGCUGUUACGGGCACUCUGAGCAACUUCAUCGUCGAGCCUUUCGUCCCUCACCCCGCUGAGACCGAGUUUUACGUCUGCAUCAACUCAGCUCGUGAAGGCGACUACAUCCUCUUCACACACGAGGGCGGUGUUGACGUCGGAGACGUCGAUGCUAAGGCUCUCAAGCUCCUCAUCCCAGCAGACCCAGCAGAGCCAUUCCCGUCUCGCGAGCAAUGGACCUCGACGCUUCUCACCAACGUGCCCGCCGCCAAGAAGGAGAUCCUCACCGACUUCCUCGUCCGCCUAUACUCCGUCUAUGUCGACCUGCACUUUGCCUACCUCGAGAUCAAUCCCCUCGUCGUCAUGGACAAUGGCCUCAUCACAUACCUUGACAUGGCAGCCAAGCUCGACCAGACGGCAGACUACCUUUGCGGGCCCAAGUGGUCCAUUGCCCGUGACCCCAGCGUUUACGUCGAAGGCGCAGCCGCAGCCGCCGUCCCCACGCUCAAGGGUGGUGACCGUGGACCGCCCAUGUACUGGCCCGCUCCCUUUGGCCGUGACCUGACCAAAGAAGAGGCCUGGAUCGCCAAGCUUGACUCUGGAACAGGUGCUUCCCUCAAGCUCACCGUCCUCAACCCCACUGGUCGCAUCUGGACCAUGGUGGCCGGUGGUGGUGCCUCGGUCGUCUACUCAGAUGCCAUCGCCGCCCACGGCUUCGCUCACGAGCUGGCCAACUACGGAGAGUACUCUGGUGCCCCCACUGAGGGUCAGACGUACGAGUACGCCAAGACUCUCCUCGACCUCAUGACCCGCGGCGAAGUCAACCCGGAGGGCAAGCUCCUCAUCAUCGGUGGUGGUAUCGCCAACUUCACCAACGUCGCUGCUACCUUCAAGGGUAUCAUUCGCGCUCUCAAGGAGUACAAGGUCGCUCUCGCAAAGUACGGUGUUCGCAUCUUCGUCCGCCGUGGUGGCCCCAACUACCAGGAGGGUCUGCGUAUGAUGCGCCUCCUCGGUGAGGACCUCGGCGUCGAAAUCCAAGUCUUUGGCCCCGACACGCACAUCACCGACAUUGUGCCCCUCGCUCUUGGCCUCAAGACGUCCGAGGACAUCAACCUUGCCAACGCCCAGCGCGAGGUUCCCUCUGGCGCCGUCACGCCGGCAGCUGCGCCCAACGGCAGCACUCCGGCCGAGGCUAGCACCGGCACCAUCGACCCCGUCACUGGUAACCGCGCCCAGCCCCAGGACCAGAUCGUCCACUUCCCCGCCGCAGCUGGUGGCUCUGGCCGACCCGCUCACAUGCCCUUUGACGAGAACACUCGCUCUCUCGUCUUCGGUCUCCAGCCCCGUGCUAUUCAGGGCAUGCUCGACUUUGACUUCUCGUGCGGCCGUGCUCAGCCCUCGGUCGCUGCCAUGAUCUACCCCUUCGGCGGCCACCACAUCCAGAAGUUCUACUGGGGAACCAAGGAGACUCUCCUUCCCGUCUACACUAGCGUCAAGGAGGCCGUCGCCAAGCAUCCCGACGCCGACGUCAUUGUCAACUUUGCUUCGAGCCGCUCCGUCUACCAGUCGACCCUCGAGAUCCUCCAGUACCCUCAGAUCCGCGCACUCGCCCUCAUCGCCGAGGGUGUGCCCGAGCGCUUCGCUCGUGAGAUCCUCCACCGUGCCGCUCGCGCUGGUGUCCUCAUCAUCGGCCCCGCUACCGUCGGUGGUAUCAAGCCUGGCUGCUUCCGUAUCGGUAACUCUGGCGGUAUGAUGGACAACAUCCUCUCGUCGAAGCUCUACCGUGCUGGCUCCGUCGGCUACGUAUCCAAGUCCGGUGGUAUGUCCAACGAGCUCAACAACAUCCUCUCCCUCACGACAAACGGUACCUACGAGGGUAUCGCCAUUGGCGGUGACCGCUACCCGUCGACGACGUUCAUCGACCACCUCCUGCGCUACCAGGCGGACCCCAACUGCAAGCUUCUCGUCUUGCUCGGUGAGGUCGGUGGUGUCGAGGAGUACCGCGUCAUCGACGCUGUCAAGCAGGGCAUCAUCACCAAGCCCAUCGUCGCCUGGGCCAUCGGCACGUGCGCUAAGAUGUUCACCACCGACGUCCAGUUCGGCCACGCCGGCUCCAUGGCCAACUCUGACCUCGAGACUGCCUCGGCCAAGAACGCCGCCAUGAAGGCUGCUGGCUUCCUUGUCCCCGACACGUUCGAGGAGCUCCCCAUGCUCCUCCGCGAAGUCUACGCCAAGCUCGUCUCGCAGGGCACCAUCGCCCCCAAGCCUGAGCGCCCUCCCCCGGCCAUCCCCAUCGACUACAAGUGGGCUCAGGAGCUUGGCAUGAUCCGCAAGCCUGCCGCCUUCAUCUCGACCAUCUCCGACGAGCGUGGCUCCGAGCUCAUGUACUCGGGCGUCAAGAUCUCCGAGGUCUUCGAGUCCGGCAUGGGCAUUGGUGGCGUUCUCUCGCUCCUCUGGUUCAAGCGUCGUCUCCCCGCUUACUGCACCAAGUUCAUCGAGAUGGCUCUCAUGCUCACGGCCGACCACGGACCUGCCGUCUCCGGCGCGAUGAACACGAUCAUCACCUCGCGUGCGGGCAAGGACCUCGUCUCGUCGCUCGUCUCUGGUCUCCUCACCAUUGGUGACCGCUUCGGUGGUGCCUUGGACGACGCUGCCAAGACCUUCUCGCAGGCCAAGGACCGUGGGCUCACCCCUCGCGAGUUCGUCGACGAGAUGCGUCGCGGCAACAAGCUCAUCCCUGGUAUUGGCCACAAGGUCAAGUCAGUAACUAACCCGGACUUCCGUGUUCAGGUCCUCGUCGAGCACGUGCGCAAGGAGUUCCCCGCCCACUCCAUGCUCGACUACGCUCUGGCUGUCCAGGCCGUCACGACGGCGAAGAAGGACUCCCUCAUCCUCAACGUCGACGGCGCCCUGGCAGUCUGCUUUGUCGACCUGCUGCGCGACUCGGGUGCCUUCACCCGUGAAGAGGCCGACGAGGCCAUUCAGAUCGGCACUCUCAACGGUCUCUUCGUCAUUGGUCGCUCCAUCGGCUUCGUCGGACACCACCUCGACCAGAAGCGUCUCAAGGCGCCUCUGUACCGCCACCCUGCCGACGACAUCUUCGUCGACAUGCCCAUGCGCGUCCUCGCCAAGGGCAAGUAAGCCGGUGCCCCACGCACGGCGUGAGAUAGUGCUACGGUCUCUUCUCCCUCUAUACUCUCCUUCUCGUAU
Molecule: messenger RNA, 3632 nt
Organism: Jaminaea rosea
Lineage: Eukaryota; Fungi; Basidiomycota; Exobasidiomycetes; Microstromatales
Product: putative ATP citrate lyase subunit 1
Exons: 3
Coding region: 114-3563 (1149 amino acids)
Biological process (GO): tricarboxylic acid cycle; fatty acid biosynthetic process; acetyl-CoA biosynthetic process
Cellular component (GO): cytosol
Molecular function (GO): ATP citrate synthase activity
Source: RefSeq, a predicted model, not a curated record